AUGGUAGGCGGAUGUGUGUCUAUACAACACCGUGUUGAUCUUGACACGGUGUUGGCGUACAUGGAUGGCGCCGUGCCGCUUGCAUUCACAAUAGCCACACCGUGGCUUCGGCGCCGUGUGGAGCAGCGGGGAUGGAUCCGAUCUGUACAACAACUCCAACAGCAACAACAACAAGAAGAGAAACAACAAUUAUCGCCUCCGCCUAGUUCUAUUCAUCGUCAUCGUCCGCGUGAGGGAGUGGCCAUUCCACGUCGUCACCGUUCCCCACUCCCACCUGCUUUACAUCAUCAUGAUGCCAUGUUGUUAGAUCAACUUUGGCGACAAGGACGUCUCAAUAGCAAUGUUAUUAUUAGUAGUAAUAGUUAUAGUAAUAGUAGUAGUAAUUGUAAUAAUAAUAAUAAUAAUAAUAAUAAUAAUCAUCAUCAUAGUAGUAAUAAUAAUAAUCAUAAUACAAAUAGUGAGUGGGUGUGUGGCUCUACUACUGAUGUGCUAGUAUUAGAAGAUAUGUCCUCUACAUGUCAUCUCUUUCUCUCCAGUAGUGUAGAGGCGCCGAGUGAAGAUAUUCUCUACUGGUUGGCCCGUCCACGUUCUGGAGAAGAUAUGCGCUGGGCGGCGCGGAGUCGUAUUCCACUUGCCGUAGAUGAGAUGACAAAAACAAUUCCAAACGAUGCGUGGAAGAUAGUAACACCAGAUGGAAAUUCUCGUCUACUCCCACGUGCGCGUGGAUUGGCUCUUCAUAUUACGGAGCGGCAUUUACAAUGGUUGGCAACUGCCCUCGUGGCGGGUUUAUCACAUCUGCAGGAAUUAUAUCUCUCUCUUGAUGAAGGACUAUUACCACCGCCACGAGAGAUGUGGUGGUGGAUUAGAUGCAUGCUCGCUGGUAAUGCGAAUGUGCGUGUGCUUUGUAUAUUCCCUUCCCCCGCAUUGUGUUUGGGAUCACCACGAAAAGAAUUUGGUGAAGAUGAUGUAUUCGCACCUUAUGUGGAGGAAAUGGGUCCUGUGAGUGUAAAUGAAACAGUACUUGGUUAUUUUAGUGAGAAUAAUAUGAAUAAAAAAGAUGGGGAUUAUGAUAAUCUAUACAAUAAUGGAUUUAAUAGUAUUUUACAUGGAACCAAAGUGAGAAGUGAUGAAAUUAUGAGUAGUAAUUCCAUUUGGGAAAGUCCAGGUUUCAUGUCAUUAGAAGCAACUAUGCAAAGAAGUGGUGGUUGUGAAAGUUGUUGUACUUCUUCACAAUGUGAAAAAACUUUAGUACAACCUCGUUUACUUGAUUGUACAGAUAUACGUGGAUUAGAAUCCUUACCAUCUCUUGAAGUUCUUUACAUUUGUCCUUCCGCAAUAAAAUCACUUUCAUUGCUAAAUCACCGUGACACUUCCUUGAAGGAAUUAUACCUUCUAUCGAAUACUAAACUGGAUUCAUCUGGAAUACGUGGAGUAGAAAAUAUUUCAGAUUUGGAAAUUUUAUGGCUUGAGGGAACUUCUGUUCGGGAACUCUCAUCACUACGUUAUUCAAAUUCUCUACGUGAACUUCAUAUUGUUUUGGAUUUUGCUUUUAACACCUCUACAUUACAAGGAAUAGAAUGUAUUCCAACACUUGAAGUCUUACAUCUUGAAAGGGUCACUAUAGAUGCUCUCUCGUUUAUUGCUAAAAGUACGACCUUACGGGAAUUAAUACUACAUGCAUGUCGUAUAUUUUCUACAAAAACACUUUUAGAAAUAGAAAAGGCACCAUUAGAAUAUAUUUCCUUGGCGUAUAAUGAUGGUUUACGAGAUGUUAACUUUUUAUCAAAUUGCAAGACUCUUCGUCAACUUUUACUUACUAGGUGUAAUGGAAUUAAUACAGCUUCAAUUAUUGAAUUAGGGAUAUUACCAUAUUUGGAAAUGUUAGCAUUGGAAUUUACACGUGUAGAUUCCACUAAAAUAUUAUCUGGUAGUUCAUCUUUACAACAUCUUCGAUUAAGUGGUUGUAAACGUAUUCUUAGAGGUUCAAUCAUUGGACUAGACUCUUGUAAAGUGUUAAAGUAUCUCUCUUUACAGGAUACGAAUGUUAUUAGUGUAGAGGCAUUAUAUUCUUCUUGUAGUUUAGUCGAACUUGAUCUUAGUCGUUGUCGUCAUUUAGAACAACAAGGAUUGGAGGGACUUGUUGAUAUUCCAACAUUAAAGAUACUUUAUCUCUCAGAUACUCCCAUUGUAAGUGUCUCUUUUUUACAGAGCUCUACAUCACUGGAAGAAUUAUAUAUAGAUAACUGUUUAAAUAUUGAAAGUGAUGGAUUACGAGGUCUUGAGUUAAUUCCAACAUUACGAACUCUUUCCAUGACAAAAAGUCAAGCCAACGAUAUUACCUCUCUUGGAAAAUCUCAAUCUCUUGAGAUACUUAACAUUACUUCAAUGGAACGUCUUCGUACAUUUGGCAUUUGCGGUAUUGAGUCUUGUUCAUCCCUCCGUCAUCUUAACAUGGCGUUUUGUGGUGUAGAUUCAGUGACCUGUUUGGCAAAUGGUUGUUGUCGUCUGCAGUAUCUUAAUUUGCGUGGAUGUCAGCGACUCACGGCGGCGGGUCUGCGUGGACUUGAAAAACUCCCUCUGUUGACUGAUAUCAUUUUAGAUGAUUUGGAUCUUGUUACUGAUAUCAACCAUCUUGCCCAAUCUCCCGCACUACGAAGAGUAAGUGCUAUGCGAUGUACGUCAUUGACACUUUCUGGAGUUCAAGAGAUUCUUGCAAGGCCACAUUUAAUAAUUCUGGAUCUUUGA
Messenger RNA from Trypanosoma theileri, 2745 nucleotides. RefSeq names its product putative leucine-rich repeat protein (LRRP). Gene Ontology annotation, biological process: SCF-dependent proteasomal ubiquitin-dependent protein catabolic process. The coding region runs from base 1 to 2745 and encodes 914 amino acids. Lineage: Eukaryota; Euglenozoa; Kinetoplastea; Trypanosomatida; Trypanosomatidae. Gene Ontology annotation, cellular component: SCF ubiquitin ligase complex. The transcript has a single exon. The record is from RefSeq and is a predicted model, not a curated record.